Messenger RNA from Bubalus bubalis (water buffalo), 1123 nucleotides. RefSeq lists its product as uncharacterized. NCBI's taxonomy places the organism in Eukaryota, Metazoa, Chordata, Mammalia, Artiodactyla, Bovidae. Gene Ontology annotation, molecular function: antigen binding; immunoglobulin receptor binding. Gene Ontology annotation, biological process: defense response to bacterium; phagocytosis, recognition; B cell receptor signaling pathway. The transcript has 2 exons. The coding region runs from base 53 to 994 and encodes 313 amino acids. Gene Ontology annotation, cellular component: external side of plasma membrane; immunoglobulin complex, circulating; blood microparticle. The record is from RefSeq and is a predicted model, not a curated record.
CUCCUCCGGCUUGAAGAGACUUGCCGGAGUGGUGACUCUCAUCUGCUCGAAGAUGAACCCACUGUGGACCCUCCUCUUUGUGCUGUCAGCCCCCAGAGGGGUCCUGUCCCAGGUGCAGCUGCAGGAGUCGGGCCCCAGCCUGAUGAAGCCCUCACAGACCCUCUCCCUCACCUGUACGACCUCUGGAUUAUCAUUAACCAGAUAUGGUAUACACUGGGUCCGCCAGGCUCCAGGAAAGGCGCUGGAGUGGCUCGGUGAUAUAAGCAGUGGUGGAAGCACAGGCUAUAACCCAGCCCUGAAAUCCCGGCUCAGCAUCACCAAGGACAACUCCAAGAGCCAAGUCUCUCUGUCACUGAGCAGCGUGACACCUGAGGACACGGCCACAUACUACUGUGCAAGACACACAGUGAGGGGAAGUCAGUGUGAGCCCAGACAAAAACCUCCCUGCAUAGGGGCCCGUGACCACCAGGGGGCGCUCAGGACUCAGUACAGAGCUGAGCCCUGGAGCAGGUGCAGAAGAGGCGUUGGGCGGUGGGGGCCUGGGGGGGAUUCUCCUCAGAGCUUCUCUUUCCUCCUCCUGCCCAGGAGCCGCACCGCAGACCCUCUUCUGUGUCCUGGUAUUUCAUUGUUGUGGUUUAUGUCACUCUCAGACAACUGUGUGUGUAUAUAUAUAUAUUUUAAUUUUUCCUUGAAGCAAGGAUACCUUUAUGCAAACACACACACAAACACACAUAAUACUCAACAGCUAAAAUUUGUUCUCCUUCUUCUUCUCGCAAAGGAACUCAGUAAAACACUUGACUCGUUUAUUUCAAACCUGUUAACUAUCCUGAAAGGACACAAGAUAUUUAAACAUUUUAAUCUUUGUUUUGUUUUUGUACAUGAGGAAGGAAGAGACACAACCUCCUUCUUUCUUUCAGACCGCACCAUUAGAAUCUGCAGCAAGCAGCGUCAAAGGCUCCAGUGUCAGGGGUCCCCAGUGCUACAUAUGCAAUGAUUCUCAUCAUUCACCGAUUCUGUUCUGCAAAUUCACCAACAUGCUAGCUUUUAUAAGCGUCUUAACAAAAACACUGUUACCUUGUGUCCUUAUAUAGACAAUGAACUUUGGCCAGUUCACUGAGUCACU